This is a messenger RNA of Prorocentrum cordatum, 1095 nucleotides long. The record is from the annotation of a GenBank genome assembly. Lineage: Eukaryota; Dinophyceae; Prorocentrales; Prorocentraceae.
AUGCCAGAUUUUGGAAGGUCUCGUCUCGCUAAACAUGAUCCAGAGUUUGCUAAUCGUCGUGCAGUUCCUUUGCCUUCAGGGCGUCCGAUUCGUGCGGCCACUCGCCGUUCCAGAGAACAGUUACUUACUGAAUUCGACCAUUGGUUAGUGGAGAUUGCUGGGUAUCCUUGUCUUGGGAGCUUGCUGGAGCAGACAAUGGGGGACCCUCGCAUCAUCAACGGAGUUCUGGUUGAGUUUGGCCAGUGUCUGUGGCGCGAGGGAGCCCCCUACAGCAGGUUCGCCGACACCGUGAACGCCGUGGCCUCUCGGGCGCCGGAGCUCAAGAAGCUCCUCGGAGCUGCGUGGGACCUGGGUUACCAGUGGAUUGCCCUCGAACCAGGGAACCACCACAUUGCUAUGCCGCUGGUGGUCCUCAAGGCCUUGACAGGCCUCUGCCUCCUGCGGGAGUGGCCUCGGAUCGCGGUGCUGCUCGCUGCGGGGUUUGCUGGCAUCAUGCGCCCGAGCGAGUUUCUGCUUGCGAAGCGUGCCCAGCUCGUACUGCCACGUGACAUCCUUUUCGAGAGGCCGUACGCACUCUUCACCAUCCAACUCCCGAAGACGGCCACACUUGGGGCCAAGGUCCAGAGCGCCCGAGUCGAGCCGCCCGACAUCGUCGAGAUGCUGGACUGCAUCUUCGGCGCCGAACCUCCUGAUGCGAUGCUCUGGCCGAUGAGCGGCCAGACCUUCAGGAAGCGGUUCAACAGCCUGUGUCGGGAGUUGCGGCCCCCUCUCAACCUAGGGGAGAAAUGCCGAGGAGCUCUCGAUCUUGCUUCUCUCCGUGCGGGUGGCGCCACCCAGCUCUUCUUGGAGACGGAUGAUCCGCAUCUCGUCCAACAUAGGGGUCGUUGGAUGUCUCAGAAAGUCAUGCUCAUCUACCUCCAGGAACUGGUCUCUACUACAUAUAUGUCCGAACUUCCAGAGGCGACCAGAACGGGGAUCUUCCUGAUGGGCUCUCAGGUAUCUUGGAUGUGGCCACAGGCUGUUACGUGGGUUCGCGACGGGAUCCCUGCUUCGUCUUGGCCUUCCAUAUGGUGCUCCAUGAGGCCCCCAUCGUGA